Messenger RNA from Fonsecaea nubica, 2820 nucleotides. RefSeq lists its product as hypothetical. Lineage: Eukaryota; Fungi; Ascomycota; Eurotiomycetes; Chaetothyriales; Herpotrichiellaceae. Gene Ontology annotation, cellular component: peroxisome; phosphatidylinositol 3-kinase complex, class III, type II; phosphatidylinositol 3-kinase complex, class III, type I. The transcript is spliced from 2 exons. Gene Ontology annotation, molecular function: 1-phosphatidylinositol-3-kinase activity. The coding region runs from base 1 to 2820 and encodes 939 amino acids. The record is from RefSeq and is a predicted model, not a curated record. Gene Ontology annotation, biological process: autophagy of peroxisome; phosphatidylinositol-3-phosphate biosynthetic process; phosphatidylinositol-mediated signaling.
AUGGAUACUUACACCUUUGCGACCUCUCGCCAGAUAGACUUUCCCGUCUGUGUCAGAAUCAAUACAUUGGAGGGCAAGCAACAUUCCUUCCCGUAUACUGUUCUCUUGAAACACCCAGAAAUACGCCACGUCGGAUCAGUCCAAAGUCCGAAUUCAGAGCUUUAUGUGACUGCUCAGCUGUGGGCCGAAUCCAAGCCGUUAGGAGUCUCCUUGCAAACACCACAUACAUUCUUCAAGAACAACAGAACCUGGAAUAAAUGGCUAGAGUUACCUGUCCUGGUCAAGGACUGUCCCGCCUCCUCUCAAGUUGCCAUCACUGUAUGGGAUAUCUCGCCAUGUCCAGAGAACGGCAGUAUUGACCACGCUGUGCCGUUCGGCGGCACGACCAUUCCAUUAUUUGAUAGAGAUGGCACUUUGCGGAAGGGUCGCCAGAAAUGCAAAGUAUACCGCCGGAGACCCGCUGAUGGUCAGUCACCGUCAAGGACGCCACACAUUCCCCGCCCAAAACGUCGAAAGCCCAAUGAGCAACCCCCUCCCCCUAUACCGGAGGAGGAAGAGCUCGAAAGACUGGAGCAGCUUUUCAAAAAACAUGAAAUGAAUGAGAUCCCCCAGAACGACUGGCUAGAUCAACUGGUCUUUCAGAAUGUCGGCAAGAAAGCCCGUGAAGUCGAGGAAGCUGCACGAAAACGCUCUUCGGCCAAGAAGCCAUCGAAGCGCAAGUCGGCGCAAAUGUUACCUAAGGGAUCGAAUGAGACUGCAAACGGACAUGCCGAGCUUGAUGUUGACGACGAUUCUGACGACGACACAGACGACGAAGAACGUUUCACUCUUUAUGUCGACUUCCCGCGGUGGGACUUCCCCAUCAUAUUUGAAGAUUAUGGGUAUGAACCAUCAAAGAUGAUGAAAGAAUUUCAAAACACUCCUUCGGCUUCAGCCGUAGGCGCAAAACCUCCACCAGAAGUCCGAUAUGGUCCAGGCAUCGCUCCAGGCACAUCUGUGGCGGAUGACGAGGAUUUUCCAGUCGUCCAGAUCUUUGACCCCGAGCAGUUCCAACGGGAAAACCCCUGUGAGAGCAAGCAUCGGCGACUAGUCCGAAGCGACAGGAAUGCAUUUUCCGACAGCGAUCAAAAGCCGAAUGCCAAAAUGAGGGACGAACUCAAUGAGAUUCUGUCGUAUGGCCCAACACAAGAGCUGAGUGCCCAAGACAAAGAUGUCAUCUGGACGUUCCGACGGCACCUGAGCCGUGAUAAACGAGCUCUAACCAAGGUCGUCAAAGCAACCGAUUUCACGAAUCCAAACGAGGUCCGUCAACUUGUUGAAUUGAUCCCUAGGUGGGCUAAGAUCGAUGUUGAUGCAGCUCUCGAAUUGCUUGGUCCGACUUAUGACAACCCGGUCGUCCGGGCAUAUGCUGUUGACCGUCUCCGACAAGCUGGGGACGCUGAACUGCAGUUGUACCUCCUUCAACUCGUCCAAGCACUGAAAUUUGAAAAGUAUGAGAGUACCGAAGAAGGACUUCCCGCUUCGUCACUGGCCAAAUUUCUCAUCGACCGUGCUGCCAAUAACUUUAUGCUCGGCAACCACCUGCACUGGUUCCUCAUGGUUGAAUGUGUUGACCAAGGCAGUGACACGAGCGCCGCAAACCGUGCGGUGUUUGCAAGAGUGGAAUAUUACUUCAUGGUGGAGCUAGAAAAGCGUGAUCCGAGUUUACGCAAGACGCUGUUGAGACAAGGUGAACUGAUCACCAUCUUGUCAAGUAUCAGCAAGGAGAUCCGGUUCAGCAGGACCAACCGCAUACAAAAGAUCGAGUUGCUUAAGAAGACACUGGCUGAUCCCAAGAACGAACUUGUCAAAAUCGAGCCACCCAUACCGCUCCCCCUUGACCCUGAGGUCCAAGUGUGUGGAAUCUACCCCGACGAGGCCAACGUCUUCAAGUCGUCACUGUCACCUUUGUACCUGAAUUUCAAGGUCGCCAGCGCCGCUGAGAGUUCGAGUGUGUCGUCACAGCGAACGCAGACACAAGGCAAAUACCCCAUCAUUUUCAAGACGGGCGAUGAUUUGCGGCAAGAUCAGCUUGUUAUUCAGAUUAUCACACUGAUGAACAAUCUCCUGCUCAAGGAGAAUCUUGACCUGAAACUGACUCCCUAUCGUAUCCUCGCCACCUCGCCAUCCGCUGGCGCUGUCCAGUUCAUACCAUCCACUGCGCUUUCAGUGAUCUCGGCGAAAUACAAGGGUUCGGUGCUAGCGUAUCUACGCGCCAACAAUCCUGACGCAUCAGGACCUCUUGGUGUCCGCAAGGAGACGAUGGAUACAUACAUAAGAUCGUGUGCUGGAUACUGUGUGAUCACGUACAUUCUGGGGGUCGGGGACCGCCACCUCGACAAUCUCCUGCUUCAACCCUCGGGUCACUUCUUCCACAUCGACUUUGGCUUCAUUCUUGGACGUGAUCCGAAGCCUUUUGCACCACUCAUCAAAUUGUGCAAAGAAAUGGUGGAAGGACUGGGUGGCACCACGUCACCACAGUACGCCCAGUUCAAACAGUUCUGCUUUACAGCCUAUACGACCCUGCGCAAGUCCAGCUCCUUGGUGCUGAACCUGUUCAGUCUGAUGGUUCAGAGCUCUGUCACGGAUAUUAGGCUGAUGGAGGAACAGAUGGGGGGUAUGGGCGGCGCUGUAGGCAAAGUAAGGGAACGAUUUAAUCUUGAUGUCAGUGAAGAAGAGGCGGUAAGGGCUCUAGAUCAGGUGUUGGCGGAUAGUGUCAAUGCUGUUUUUGGGGUCGUCAUCGAUAGACUGCAUGAGUUUGUACAGGGAUGGCGAGCAUGA